AGAGGAAACAGAGUGUAGUGGCAAUCUUCACUACAGACCUUUACAGCCAUAUCUUUCUCAAAUUUGUUGUUGGGGGCUUCAAAGUUCACAUUUUUCAGUACAUAUACGUACUUUCCAUGGCACUGGGUCGUGUUUUCCCAAGUUCUGUUCAGUUUCAUCACCAGACUCUUUCACCCAGUUUCAAGCCCUCAACGGUCAGAAAAACCGUUUUGGCGCGAAGCUCCAACGGUCAAGAGCCCUCUUCCACUGGUUCCCUUGCUGUCAAAGAAAACAAAACCUUCCCAGGGAAACAAGAGGCUGAUGUUGUUGUAAUUGGGAGUGGUAUUGCUGGACUGUGCUGCGCUGGGCUUUUGGCGAGGUAUGGGCAAGAUGUUCUUGUAUUGGAAAGUCAUGACCUACCUGGUGGGGCUGCUCACUCGUUCGAGAUCAAAGGCUACAAAUUUGACUCUGGUCCGUCAUUGUUCUCUGGUUUUCAGUCAAGAGGUCCUCAGGCGAAUCCUCUUGCACAAGUUCUUGAUGCAUUGGGUGAGUCUCUGCCAUGUGUCAAUUAUGAUUCAUGGAUGGUCUACUUACCUGAAGGUGAAUUCUUGUCGCGCAUUGGCCCCACAGAAUUUUUCAAGGACCUUGAGAAGUAUGCAAGUCCAAAUGCUGUUCGAGAAUGGCAAAAACUUCUUGAUGCAGUUCUUCCAUUGUCUGCUGCUGCAAUGGCUCUGCCUCCUCUAUCUAUUAGAGGCGAUUUUGGAGUUCUUUCCACUGCUGCAGCUAGAUAUGCCCCCUCUCUCUUGAAAUCGUUUGUCCAAAUGGGACCACAGGGAGCUCUUGGUGCCACAAAGCUUCUCAGGCCUUUCUCAGAAAUCAUUGACUCAUUGGAACUGAAAGACGUUUUUAUACGGAAUUGGGUAGACCUAUUGUCUUUCUUGCUUGCUGGGGUGAAAACUAAUGGUAUACUCUCAGCAGAGAUGGUUUACAUGUUUGCAGAAUGGUACAAGCCAGGUUGCUGUCUUGAGUACCCUCUUCAUGGAACUGGGGCUCUUGUUGAUGCUCUUGUCCGAGGAAUGAAGAAGUUUGGUGGACAGCUCUCUCUUGGAAGUCAUGUGGAAAACAUUGUUGUUGAAAAUGAUCGAGCCACCGGUGUCAAGCUAAGAAGCGGUCAAUUUAUACGAGCUAAAAAGGCUGUUGUCAGCAAUGCAAGUAUGUGGGACACUUUAAAGCUGUUACCUAAGGAAGUUGUUCCAAAGUCAUACCUGGACAGGACAAACAUGACAGAGCAAUGUGAAUCAUUCAUGCAUCUCCACUUGGGAUUUGACAAAGAGGGCAUACGCGAGGACUUGGGAAUUCAUCAUAUAGUUGUAAAUGAUUGGGAUAGAGGAGUUGAUGCUGAUCAGAAUGUUGUCUUGAUAUCUGUACCUAGUGUACUUAGUCCAGAUCUAGCACCCCCUGGGAAACAUGUAUUACAUGCUUAUACACCAGGAACUGAACCCUAUGGACUGUGGGAAGGACUUGAUCGUAGAAGCUCUGAAUACAAAAAGCUCAAAGCAGAACGAUCGGAGGUUAUGUGGAGAGCUGUGGAGCGUGCGCUUGGUGCCGGCUUCAGCCGUGAGAAGUGUGAGGUGAAGUUAGUUGGGACUCCGUUGACACAUCAAAGGUUUCUUCGAAGGAAUAGAGGAACAUAUGGCCCAGCUAUACAAGCUGGUAAAGGCUCCUUUCCUGGGCAUUCAACUCCUAUCCCACAGCUUUAUUGUUGUGGAGAUUCUACCUUUCCUGGCAUUGGAGUCCCUGCAGUUGCUGCUAGUGGUGCUAUUGUGGCCAACUCACUGGUUUCUGUUUCUCAACACUCCCAACUUCUUGAUGCGAUUGGUAUUUGAAUGUUCUACUGAGCUUCUUCUUUUUUUUUCACCCCUUUUUCUUAUUUCUCCUCAAUUUUUCCCAUAAUCUGAUUGUAAUUGUUCAUUGAUAUAUAUUAUUCCCUGCGCAAUUAAAUA
Messenger RNA from Alnus glutinosa, 1982 nucleotides. RefSeq names its product prolycopene isomerase, chloroplastic. The record is from RefSeq and is a predicted model, not a curated record. The transcript has 9 exons. Gene Ontology annotation, molecular function: oxidoreductase activity. NCBI's taxonomy places the organism in Eukaryota, Viridiplantae, Streptophyta, Magnoliopsida, Fagales, Betulaceae. Bases 117 to 1865 code for a protein of 582 amino acids. Gene Ontology annotation, biological process: carotenoid metabolic process.